This is a messenger RNA of Lethenteron reissneri (Far Eastern brook lamprey), 4627 nucleotides long. Its product is annotated as AP-1 complex subunit mu-1-like. Gene Ontology annotation, biological process: vesicle-mediated transport; intracellular protein transport. The record is from RefSeq and is a predicted model, not a curated record. Lineage: Eukaryota; Metazoa; Chordata; Hyperoartia; Petromyzontiformes; Petromyzontidae. Gene Ontology annotation, cellular component: clathrin adaptor complex.
UCGACGUCACCGCGGAAGUCGCGCUCCCAUUGGCCGAGGCGACGCCCUUGUGUAAUCGGGCGGGCCGGCAACACAAAUCGUUACAAACAUUUUUUUUUGUCUAUUUUAUUUUAAAACAACAAGGACCAUGUCGGCGUCGGGCGUGUACAUUUUGGACCUCAAGGGAAAGACCCUGAUCAGCAGGAACUACAGGGGCGACGUCCCCACCAGUGCCGUCGAUGCCUUCUUCUCUCUGCUCACCGAGCGCGAGGAGGAGGGCACCCUCAACCCCGUGCUGUCCCACGGUGGCGUACGCUUCAUGUGGAUCAAACACAACAACAUCUACAUUGUGGCGACGACCAACAAGAAUGCUAACGUCGCCCUCGUCUUUGCUUUCCUGUACAAGACUGUUCAGGUAUUCAAUGAAUACUUCAAGGAGCUUGAAGAGGAGAGCAUAAGGGACAACUUUGUGAUCGUCUACGAGCUUCUGGACGAGAUCAUGGACUUUGGAUACCCCCAGACGACAGAGAGUCGCGUCCUGCAAGAAUACAUCACCCAGGAGGGGCACAAGCUGGAGGUGGGGGCACCUCGCCCCCCAGCAACCGUAACCAACGCGGUGUCGUGGCGCUCCGAAGGUAUCAAGUACCGCAAGAACGAGGUUUUCCUCGACGUCAUCGAGUCCGUCAACCUCCUGGUGAGUGCGACAGGCUCGGUUCUGCGGAGUGAGAUUGUAGGGACGGUGAAGAUGAGGGUUUUCCUGUCGGGAAUGCCCGAGUUGAGACUCGGACUGAACGACAAGGUCUUGUUUGAGCAGACGGGACGAGACAAGAGUAAGGGAGUGGAGCUGGAGGAUGUGAAGUUCCAUCAGUGCGUGCGCCUCUCUCGCUUCGACAACGAUCGAACCAUCUCAUUCAUCCCCCCAGAUGGGGAGUUUGAGCUCAUGAGCUACCGUCUUUACACACAUGUGAAGCCCCUCGUUUGGAUCGAGUCGGCCAUUGAGAGGCAUUCGGGCAGAAUUGAAUACAUCGUCAAGGCCAAGAGCCAGUUCAAGCGCAAGUCGACGGCAAGCGGUGUGGAGAUUCGAGUCCCAGUCCCCGCCGACGCAGAUUCCCCCAAGUUCCGCGUCUCCACGGGGACGACGGCCUGGAUCCCCGAGGAGGGAGUUCUCGUGUGGACAAUCAAAUCCAUGCCGGGUGGUAAGGAGUACUUGCUAAGAGCUCACUUUGGGCUGCCGAGUGUCGGUGCAGAGGAAUCUGACGGCCGGGCCCCGAUCACCGUCAAGUUUGAGAUUCCGUACUUCACCACAUCUGGCAUCCAGGUUCGUUAUCUGAAGAUCAUGGAGAAGAGUGGAUAUCAGGCACUACCGUGGGUUCGGUAUAUCACACAGAGUGGAGAUUACCAGCUCCGCAUGCAGUGAUGCGAAAACAAAGGCGAGAUUCAUAAUGGCUGAUGGGUGGUUGAACACACAACCCCAGCAUUUGUUCUAUUAAUGCGGACAAGUGCAUCCAUCUACUCUAAUAAGGUCAUCAUCAACAUCUAUGACCUGUCCACUGCUGCGUGAAGGCAUCCCCAAGUCGUCGCCAUCCAUCAAUGUCUUGCGACGAAGCGAUACAUUGAGCUCCUGCACACCAACCGAUCUCAUCGUUGGGUCUCUUCGGUGGUCUUCGUCUUGGACAUGUGCCUCCUUUUGCUGACAUGGUUUGUCUUCUAAUGAUGUGUCCUGCCCAAAACCCACUUUUCUUAAGGCAAUGUAAUUUGUGUUUGUUUUCUUUGCACACUUUUGAGCUUUUGCACCGAUUGAAAAUGUUAUUUAGGUGCAUUGGUUUGUUACUUCUCAUUGUAAAAUUCACUCCGACCUGCUCUCGCUCACCUCUUUACUUCUUAAUUUCCAUCCCAGACCGCCUUUAAUAACUGACCUGGGUACACAUACUCUGAUGUCCUUUUCAGUUAUUUUCCUUGAGUAAAUAUGUUCAUUUGUUUAGUGGACACGAUAUAAUUAUGGACAUGAACAGUUACAUCAAACUAUACAAUUACAUAAAGUCCAGAUCUUAAUAUAAUUAAACAAGCCAACAUUUACAUAAAUAUACAUUGUACAUGUUUUUACAAAACUAUAUCAAUUGCCAUUAUUAUGACGCCAUGUCAUCAACUGACAAUUUAUAAUAUAAAUUACCCAUACCUUCAUUACACAUGCCUUUAUCCAUGCCUUUAUCCAUGCCUUUAUCGCCUCUCGCCUUGUCUGCAACUCUUCUCUAUAUCCUCCCCAAAUGCCUCUCCAAAUGCCAGAUGAGCCAGAGUGCCGCACUCGUAAACAAAAACCACAUCACUCACAUCCUCGGAUCCCCUCUACUGGUUCCCAAUACAGUCCCACGUCAGCUACAUGCAGUCACUCGACAUCUGAAAGAUCGUCUUUGCCUCUGCCUAGUGCUUCUUAUUUCACUCGACUCCCCUCCACCAACCUCGCAAGGGCUUCUGUCAAAGCCCUCAGCCUAGCUCGAUGGGAGAUCGCUCAUUCUUUGCUCUUGUUCUCGUCACCUAGAAUUCCCAAAUCCAGCCUUAAGAGAUCCCCCUUCUACUCUGCUUAUGACUGACCCCUCUUUUUUACGACGGGUCUUCAAUCGCACCUUACCGUAAUUAUAUAAACCUCCCUUUUGUGGUCCCCAUAAUGCAUGGCCAAACUAUUUUGUUACAGCAUCUGGAGAUGCAGUUGGAUUGUGACACUACAAGGGUUAUUCGUGGUAAACCUCCACUUUUAGUUGUAGUCAAUUUGAAGGUGAAGUGAAUGAAACCCUGUUUAUCAAGGUGUUUCUCUGCCACGCGUACACAUGUCCAAUUUAUGCUGUAAUGCCUGAAUGGGAGAAACAUUGAAUGCUUUAGAACACUGCUAUUUUAGGAAUUCUGCUUUUGCACCCUCAUCCCUCUUUACCGACUUGAGUACAUCUUGAAACCCCUAGCACCGCUCAACACCACACUUCUGUAUGCGAGACACCUAUCGGCGACUUUUACAGCUCACCUGUAAAACUUCAUCAGAUACUUCUACGCAAUGCUGCUGGUCCCACGUGACGCACAGUUCACCGCCAUCUUAGAAAUUCACAGGCAGCUUUGCACAGCGGGGACAACUCUUCAAACAGGAAUUGCCAGAAGUUGCCACGAGCACUGCACAAACUUUCAACAGCCAUCUGUCAUUCUUGUGUUUUGUAAUUAACACACAGUUGUGAAGACAUUUACAUGUCGUUACAUUUAAAUGAACAUACCAUAUUACAUUGCAAUCAAUAUCACCAAUUCACAUCAAUAUCAAUGAACAGUAUUUCCAUUUAAUGUAAAACAUUUUCAAUGUCAGUUUUCAAGUGACGGUUAACCUAUUGACACGAUUAUCCUUCAGUUAACAUCGUUAUCAGUUAACAUCUUACAUUUUUUUCAGGCAUUAAUGAUAUGGGCUGCCACCUGGUUUGAAUAAGGGUGUCAAUCGCAAGGGGCAAUGAAGGUCUAUGAGUUACUACCUUUUUAAUCGACGGUAAUACAAUUUGAAUACUGUAAAAAUAUUUUGAAAGAUGACAAUUUAGAAGUGGAAUUGUUUUUGCUAAAAUUUUAUUGUGAUAAAAGGAACAACAGAAAAAUGUAUGUUACCGUUUUGUUUGCUUUCCUUGAGUAUCGGUUUGGUAGCGUUUACACGAUAUGUCUUGAUGUAAAAAGUUUUUCUUUACAUUACAGCUCCUCUCUAAAUUCAUUUAAAAUAACGACGAUAAAUACGGAUUGCUUAACAUGCAACCUAAUGUGCCAUUGUGCGCGAGUUGUACAAUUAACGUCUAAAACGUAAUCUCGCCGCAAGCUGUUUCUCGCAUGUUUUUCAAUUUACAAGGCCCGUGGCUGGACACAAGCAGAGUGGCACUGUAGCAAAUAAUAUCAAUCAAGAAUUGCAAAGUGUUUCAAGGUUAUCACAUUUCAGGGCGAUAACUCCUAUUGUGUCUGUUUUGUUUGUGUUUGCUGAAUGUUGGAGAAACUGAAAAAUGCAGAGACUAUGGAGAGAGAGAAAGAUAAUCCGAAAGAAAAUCAGAAAAUUUUAAGAAAUGUGGGGGGGAAAAAAUAUCAAAGUUUAGCAAUCUUGAGAUUUUCUUUUGUAUGUAGAAAAAUUCUAAAACAAUCCAGAGCAUACCACCAGGUUAGGUGCCUGGUUCCUUCCACAUGUUUCCAUAUGUUAAGCAUUGCUUGCGGGGAAAGUAAUGUUUAGUGACAACGUGAUUGAGUGGUGUGGGGGAGUGAGAUGAAGCUUUUUCUUGGAUUUCCUAGAUCCUUGUGACAUUGAUGGACCAGUGCCUGCAACUAUAUCAGUUCACCAGCCACUCUUCGUCUUGUCAGGCCACGGACUUUCCCAUCACCCCUCACGGUUUGCGGUGGUGGUUUUUUUUGCGGGUUCUAGAUAUACGUUAUUAAACAUUUGAUAUUUAGCUAAAGCGAUAUGUUUACUAGACUUAUGUCAUGCAGGUUAAUGCUGUCAUGGAAUAUUCCUUUAAAAACGUGUUAUUGAGAAUGUUUUAAAAUUGUACAAAUCCCUAUUUUUCCCCCAAAAAAUUACUGGAUCCCAGGUGUCCCUUCGAAAGAUUAUUAAACUCAAUGGCUCUCACCUGGUUAAAUAAAAUACUUUGAAUUGAAA